Messenger RNA from Heterobilharzia americana, 2847 nucleotides. The record is from the annotation of a GenBank genome assembly. Lineage: Eukaryota; Metazoa; Platyhelminthes; Trematoda; Strigeidida; Schistosomatidae.
AUGGAUUCUACCAAGGGUUAUGUGUAUAAGUGGACAAACUACUUGAAGGGCUAUCAAAAGCGCUGGUUUGUUUUACAGAAUGGACUGGUAUCGUACUACAGGAGCCAAGCAGAAAUGGCACAUACAUGUCGUGGCACUAUCAACCUUGCUAAUGCAAUCAUCAGGAGUACAGGGCCGACAACUUUCGUCAUUUCCAACAGUAGUACGCAGACAUUCCAUCUUAAGACAAGUUCUGAGAGCGAACAAAAAAAGUGGGUAUCAGCUCUCACUUCUGCUAAAGCAAAGGCGCUAGCUUUGAGGAAACAAGGCGAUGACUCAGAUGUUUAUACUGAUGGUUAUGAAGAUGAUGAAGAUUAUAAAACGUCUUCUGCCACUGAUGAGGAUGGCGUUAGGAUCAUUAAUGAUGCGCUUAUCAAACUUGAAGCUCAUGUAACUGAUCUUGAACGUCAUCAACAGACAAUGAGUAGAAAAGGUGAAGAGUUACAACGUUCCAUCAGUGAUGUAGAAACUGCUCGUGAUCCCACUGAAUUAUUACAGCGUUUCAACUUGGCUCGUGAACGUGCCACAGUUUUCAAGGUUGCAAGUUUGGCGAUGGUUAAUUCAUGUUCUGAAUUCACCCAUUUCACACGUGGUCAAAUAGGACGAUGGCAGCGCAUAUUCAAUAAUCAAAGUGAACGUUUUACGUCAACUAGAGUGUUUAACAAACAGAAUAAUCCACAGUCUACUGUCACACUUAAUUCAGCUGGUGGAUCCUUCAAUUCAUCUUUUAACAAUAAGACUAUUUGUCGACCUCCUGGCCAAGCAGUUCGCGUACAACACUUUUCAAGUAUGGAAAUAUCUCAUCCAGAAGAAAACCCUACUGAUCCGUCUAUCAUUUUCCAAGAAACUGAAACACUUAGUGCUAAUAAAGAAGACUCGAAUGUUGGUUACAAUAAGUCCUCAAAAGCUACAACUGAAUGUAAAGGCCUGGCAGAAUCUUCGUAUCACCCAACUCACCCCAGAGAAGUUUCUCAUCAACAUUUCUCUCAUCACCCUAUGGAAGAUAGUUCUGACGAGGAUUUCUACGAUGCGGAGGAGGCAAAUGCCGAGUUUUCAAUAACAUUACCAGAACUUUCAGUGAAUGAAACAAAAAAUAGUGAAAAUAAAAACUCCAGUAAAGGGUUUAGGAAUCUGUCUGAUAAUAAAUCUAGUGACCAUCAUACAUGCCUAGGUGGCUCUCAAGAUGAUGAUUCUUUGAUACCUACUGGAUCUGAGUUAGCUGAUGAGUACGAAUCUGAUGUUGGCUUCACAGAUGAUGAAGGAGACGAAUAUAAUGAUCGUAGUUCACAGUCAAAUCAGUUCAGAAAGCUCCGCGAGGCGCGUGUUAUCCAACCACGUGGACGACAGUGUGACAGUCGAACCGGGACUUUAGUUGCAUCUGGUGACCGUCAAAUGACACAAGAUAUCUCUCAGGAUGGUAAAACUGACAAUCAUAUCAGUUCUCAAAAUGAUAUCGAGCCAAAUGUGAUAACAAAACGCUCACCUAUCAUAAGAAGACUUUCUAUACCUCCAAAACCGAAUAUAAGUUUGAAUCUAUGGAGUAUCAUGAAAAAUUGCAUUGGAAAGGAGUUGACUAAAAUCCCUAUGCCUGUUAAUUUCAGUGAACCAUUAUCAAUGCUUCAACGUUUAACAGAGGAUUUUGAGUAUUCAUCAUGUCUGGAUAAUGCUGCUGCAUGCCAAGACUCACUGGAACAAAUGGCGUAUGUGGCUGCAUUCACUGUAUCGGCGUAUGCUACAACUGCAGUACGUACAAAUAAACCAUUCAAUCCCUUAUUAGGUGAGACAUAUGAAUGUGAUAGAACUGAUGAUCUUGGUUGGAGAUCUUUAGCUGAACAGGUCAGUCAUCAUCCACCGGCAUGUGCUUUACAUUGUGAAAGUAAUACUUGGUACUGUUGGUUUGAAUUUUCUAUGACAACCAAAUUUCGUGGUAAAUACUUACAAAUCAAUCCAGUGGGUACGUGUCAUUUAGUAUUUCGUCGAACUGGUCAUCAUUACACAUGGCAAAAGAUUCCUAUGACUGUUCAUAAUAUCAUUGUUGGACGCUUGUGGAUUGAUAAUAGUGGUGAAAUGGAUAUCAUCAAUCACAAUACAGGUGAAAAAUGUCAUCUUUCUUACAAACCCUACUCAUAUUUUUCCAAUGAAAAACCUCGUCGAGUAACUGGUGCUGUUUUGGACAAAUCUGGCGCUGUACGAUUUGUGUUAAACGGCACCUGGGAUGACUCACUGGAGUAUGCACCUGUGGUUAGCGCCAGGCAUACGCGUAAUGGAAAACCAGUAUUGGAAACUGGUCCUGCACGCAUUCUGUGGCAAAGUAAUCCUUUGCCGCCAGAUGCAGAUCGGAUGUAUUACUUCACACGUUUGGCUUUGCAGUUGAACGAACCAGAAGAAGGUGUAUGCCCUACUGAUUGUCGCCUACGACCUGAUCAGCGUCUUAUGGAAGUCGGUCGUUGGGAUGAAGCCAAUAGAUCAAAAGUACAACUUGAAGAACUGCAGCGUCAAAGAAGACGUCAGAUGGCUGCUCAAUUAGCUGCUCAGUCGUUUGCUUCCAACAAAGAGGAAGAUGAAGUCAAUGAUGCGCACAGUAAAUCUGUGGAUUCGAGUCCUGGAAGUAAAUUUGAUUACUCUCAGUCAGGCCCAUCUGCCAGUCAUUUUCUUGAUAUUAUUGAUAGUCAGCAUAGACCAUUAUGGUUCACAAAAGAAGUCGAUCCAACUACGAAUAAAGAAACCUAUAUUUUCAAUGGAAAAUAUUGGGAGCACAAAUUAACUGGUGACUGGUCAAUGUGCCCAAGCAUCUUUUCAUCUUCAUAG